Messenger RNA from Antechinus flavipes (yellow-footed antechinus), 2995 nucleotides. RefSeq names its product early activation antigen CD69-like. NCBI's taxonomy places the organism in Eukaryota, Metazoa, Chordata, Mammalia, Dasyuromorphia, Dasyuridae. The record is from RefSeq and is a predicted model, not a curated record. Gene Ontology annotation, cellular component: external side of plasma membrane. The coding region runs from base 45 to 674 and encodes 209 amino acids. The transcript is spliced from 5 exons.
AAAAGCUUCACUUAAGAUCAGUCAAGAGAUCGUGAACAAGAAAGAUGCAAACAAGAGAGGAACUUUCUGGAAAAGAAAACAGUCCCUUGAACAUGGAGAGAGAUAUUGAAAACCAGACCAAGAAUUCCAUGAUGACCCCUGAGUCAGAUGGCUCCCUACAAGUUCCUAUUCCAUGUGCUGUUCUCUCUGUUGUCAUUAUUGUUACUUUGAUUAUAGCAAUAAUUUCCUUGUCAGUGGGCCAAUACAACUGUCCUGGAAAAUAUGUCCGGGAAAAUAUAUCUCCAUUGAUGACAUCGAUGCCCUUAGAUCUUCCUGUUUCCACAUGCCCAGAUUCCUGGAUUGGAUACCAAGGCAAAUGUUACAUCUUUUCCAGCACUACAGGGAGCUGGUCCAGUAGCCAAAAUGCCUGUUCUUCUUAUAAUUCGACUCUUGCCCAGAUUGACUCUGCGGAAGAUCUGAUUUUUCUCAAACGAUAUGCGGGUAAUGUGGAGCACUGGAUUGGACUGAGAAAUAAAACAGGCCAGUCAUGGCAAUGGACAGAUGGCACAGAAUUUAGUGGCUGGUUCAGCUUCAGAGGAUCAGGGAACUGUGUCUCCCUGAGAAAUACUGAGGUCAGCAGUGUCAAAUGCCAGAAGGAGUUACACUGGAUCUGUAGCAAACACACCAAACACUGAAAGCACAUGCUUGUGGAUGUGCCAUGAAAUUCAAUGAAAAAACCAGAUCUUCGCGGAUUUGAUUACUUCACGUAACAAUUUCUCCUUAAAGACAUCCACCUGCUUCAGACCCAGGACAGCUCCUGAGUCAUUUAGAAAGCCCUAGAGGGCUUUCUUUACCGAGUUUCCCUGAUAUUGAUAGAUGUACCUGAGCACACUACGAUGCUUGAUGAGAUGAUUCUCUAAGACAUAGUCAAAGACCGUUCUGCUAUAAAAACCCAGCUGCUUAAGCGGAAAUGUCUUGGGAUAGAGAUGACUCAUUACAAGAAGUGGAGCUAUCAUCACCACCAAAUCAAGAGCCAGAGGAGGAUGACCAUGUAUGAAUAAAUACUUGCUGAAUGCAAUAGAGCAAAUUAAGGAAGAUGAGGAGCCAAAGAUUUAAAAAAUCCAAUAAUUUCAGCUGCAAAUCCCAAGUGCCACCAAAAUGCUAAUGGGAAAACAGAUACAUAUACAUACACAAAAUACCUGGAAAAUUUCUCCUGCAGAGAUAUUUAGCAGCUAUCCUAGGCUCAGAACCCAAGCCUAAAGAAAAUUAAUAGUGGAUGGUUUCUCAGGCAGUAGUAAGAACCCUUUACAGGACCAGGAUGAAUCCAGUUCAUGUUCAAAAUUCUAAGAGAAGAAGAUGAGAUUUUAGUUUGGAAGAUUUCUGUAGUAUUGGAAAGUUUGGAUUAAGUCUAGGAAGUAAUUUUAAAAGGGAAUCUGAUGGAUAAUGGAAGUGGUCUUGAAUCUGGAAAUGAAGGACUAGAUUGUGAAUAUUUUCAAAGUGGUCCUAGUUAUGGAGGAGAUUAACCUCUAAAUUGUUUUCUCUCUUACACCAAAGAUAAAAAUAAGUCAUGUCAUCAUGAACCCAAUUCUUUGAAAGAUGAAUGAAUUCAAUACUUAUUUUCUAUCCAUCUGGUACCCAUGGCGAAAAAACACUCAAAAGACAAGAAGCUUCAGAUAUUAAAUCUUAGAAACUUCAGGAAGAAAAUAAAAACAAAGCCAUGAUCCUUUUUGACUUUUUAGUGCUCUAAAACAGGAGGAACUAGACUGAAGACUGUCUUUCAAAGCUCUUACAUAUUUCGAUUAAAUACAGGGUAUCCUCUCAUCAUUAAUUCCCUAAGAAAGAAAUGGAAUGUCUUGGGGAACUUUGUAAUGAAGAAGAAUAGACUAAUCUUUUUGUGAGCCAGAAAAUCUCAUAUUAAUUAAGCAUCACUCCUAAGGAAGAAGAGUAACUUUAAAAAUAUAUUCCAGAUGCAACUUGGUAGAGCAGUGGAUGCAGUGUUGAGCAUUGUAAUGAAGAAAAGAAUUUAUGUCCUGCUUCAUUAACUAGCUAUGUGAUCCUGGACAAGUCACUUUACUUUUCAGCCUGAGUUUCCUCAUCUGGAAAAUGAAAGAUUUAUAUUAAAAAGCCUAGAAGGUCCCUUUAAAUUUACAAUUUUUUGCACUUUAUGGUUAUGGAAUGUCUUUGUUAAGUAUAAUAUUCUAAAACAGGACAGAGACUGAAUUCAAAAUUAUUUAUUAUUUGAUGAUCACUUAGUAAAAUUGCACAAGGUAAAGGAAUUUCUGUAUAAACAUAGCCUAAAUGUAAAUAUUUAGAGAUGUGGUAAUUAUCAUCCCUUCUCACACCCCUUCCCCCAAAACUAUCUCAUAACAAAGACACUGGGUUCAAAUGCAGUUUGCACCUGACUCCCUAAAUACAUUUUUUAAAAUUUUGUAUUAGUAAAUAUGAUGUUAAGCUUAAGAGUUUUUAUCUCUGUGUCUCUUGUUCUCUGUAUGUUUGUCUGUCUCUUUUUAUCUCUUUCUCUGAGUCUGUCAGUUGACUAAGGGGGCAAAUUGACCUGUAAUGUCAUUUCAAUCUCUAAUUUCUAUAUUUUUGUUAAACAUAGAUGGAUUUAUUUUCUUUACUCCAAUAUUAAAAUUAAUCAGUCAUCUCAUUUAUAUGAAACUUCAAUUUUGCAGAAAAAUCCAUACAAUUCUUGCCUUUAUUAACUAAACUCAUAUUUAUAAUAUUAUGCAGAGUUCAGGAAUAGGAGAGAAAUAUGAAAUCUGCUUAAAAUAGAUAAAAAAUGCUGACAAUGUGCAAUAUAUGGCAUAGCAAUUUCUAAACUUAUUGUUUAAAGCUGAGAAAAAAAAUCAUUUUCUUCAGCUAAUGAUACAUAUGGCCUGCUCAGAUCAAUGCUUCGUUGUGCAAUACUACAUGUGAAUUUUUUUGUAUUUUUUGGUAUGUGUUUCUGAAACUGGGCAGUCAAAUGUCACUAUUAAAUAGAGUUUAAAAAUAAAUGAAAACUACUUCAAAUGAA